Sabethes cyaneus is the source of this 1967-nucleotide messenger RNA. RefSeq names its product poly(A) RNA polymerase, mitochondrial (gene MTPAP). Gene Ontology annotation, molecular function: poly(A) RNA polymerase activity. The record is from RefSeq and is a predicted model, not a curated record. NCBI's taxonomy places the organism in Eukaryota, Metazoa, Arthropoda, Insecta, Diptera, Culicidae. The transcript is spliced from 2 exons. Bases 48 to 1925 code for a protein of 625 amino acids. Gene Ontology annotation, biological process: mitochondrial mRNA polyadenylation.
UCAAAUGAAUUAUAAUCGGCAGUAGGUUGUUAUUUUAAAUGUGAAGUAUGUACAAGCUGUGCCGAACGACCUGGCGCAGGACUCAAGCUAAUCCAGCCAACCUACUGUGUGAUGCGCGGAAACAAAUCGAUCGUCUACGACCAGCAACAGUACGAUUAGCUAGCGAUAAUGGCCACACGUUUGACAUCAUGCUUGCAAACCGACGGGCUGAAGCCCGUCGAAGUAUACUGGUUCAGGUCAGUUCGGAGAGGUCGUUCCCAGAGCUAACAGCGUACUGUUCGCAGUUUGGCACGAUAGUCAGCUCCCACCACUAUCGCGUUGGUGGGACCUCUUCAGGUUUCAAAGAGGACGAAUCUGACUGUCAUUACAUUUUGGUAGAAUUUAAUGCACCCGAAGCUGCCGAUGCUGCUAUGCAGUCGGCAGUGUUCAAUGAAGAGAGGCCAGGUGUUCGUGCGAGGUCAAUUUUUCUGUGGUUUAGAGCUGGUCCUAAGCCUAAAUUAGAGGGAAAGAAAGGUCACUCUAAGCGGGAGGUCAGCAGUGGGAGUCUAUCCACUGUAGAUGGAUCGCGUUCCAUAAAAGACAUGGAAUUGAAAGACCUGCUACUGUCAGCCGAGAGUGUUGAAGAUCAGAUGAAGAUUCAUUACCGAACCUGUUGCUUGAAUGAUCUCGGAAAGCGUCUACGAUUUUUAGCUGUUCGCCAGAUGGAAUCAUCCCUGCAAGGUAUAUUUCCCCAGGCAGUUGCUUAUCCUUUCGGUUCCUCCGUCAAUGGUUAUGGGAAAAUCGGCUGCGAUUUGGACAUAAGUUUAGAUCUCGAAUCCGAAGCAGGUAUGAAACAGAAUCGUGACUCUCGUCUGGUUUACCACACAAAAGCAUCGAAUGUAAACGAGCGAUCGCAAGUUCAACGUCAGCUGGAAGCAUUAGGUGAUGUGCUUCACCUAUUUCUACCCGGCGUCAAUAGUGUUCGCCGGAUACUAAAGGCGAGGGUUCCUAUAAUCAAAUACCACCAUGAACACCUGGAUCUGGAGAUCGAUUUAACUAUGAACAAUCUGACAGGAGUUCAUAUGUCGGAACUACUUUAUCUUUUCGCACAGAUAGACGAUCGCGUUCAGCCACUGACAUGCUGCGUGCGUAAGUGGGCAAAAUCAGUUGGUUUAACAAACCAAGCACCCGGCUAUUGGAUUACCAAUUUCUCCCUGACCAUGCUGGUAAUGUACUUUUUGCAACAAUUGAACGAGCCCAUUCUUCCGGCUAUUAAUAAACUAGUAAAAAGUGCAACCAAAGACGAUCUGCGACUAAAUGCUAACCAUGUGAGCUGUCCAUUUCUUCGCGAUGUAAGCAGGUUAGAUUUUAAAACCAAAAAUGAGGCUAAGCUAGAUGAGUUGCUGGUGCAGUUUUUCGAAUUUUAUGCCGGUUUUGAUUUCACCCAGCGGGCCAUCAGUUUAAACCUUGGUUCCUCCAUACUGAAGCCGGACCAUAGUCCGAUGUACAUUGUGAACCCACUGGAGACGACCCUCAACGUGAGCAAGAACGUCAAUCUCGAAGAGACGGAACUGUUUCGAAUUCAAGUUCGAAAUGCUCUGUGGCUGCUGGACACGCAUGACCGGUCCACACGGACCAGCGCUGACGACUGGGGAUUGGUCAGUCUUUUCGGUAAUAAAUCGAUCAAGGAUCGCAUCACUCCGCAGAUGUUUUUCACCAAGCGGAUGCUGGAUGUGAAGGACAUUUUCGCCGAUACAGUGGGAGCUGGAACUGCCUACAAAAACCGCACCCUGAAGCAACAGGUGGCAAACAUUCAGAAGACGACCCGGGAGGAAAUCAGUAAGCUCGCCAAACAGUCCGAUAGUGGGUUAACGGCUACCGGUGGUUCCGUGGCCGCUAAUACCAGCAACGGCAUCAAGCUGAAACGGAAAGUGAAACGAAGGUGAUAAAGGGUGAGUUGUAGGACAAAUAUUGAUCGUAAUAUAACU